Messenger RNA from Rasamsonia emersonii CBS 393.64, 1527 nucleotides. RefSeq lists its product as uncharacterized. Bases 1 to 1527 code for a protein of 508 amino acids. The record is from RefSeq and is a predicted model, not a curated record. Lineage: Eukaryota; Fungi; Ascomycota; Eurotiomycetes; Eurotiales; Trichocomaceae. The transcript is spliced from 4 exons.
AUGACUGUGCCACAUGUACCCUCCUCUACGUACAUUUCUUCCCAACUAGAUGAGCCAGUCAGGCUGCUGUCUCUAUCUUCGCACAGCAAGAAUACAGAGAGAAUCCACAUGACGCGAAAGACGACCGUCUCGGCGAUGGAAGACUACAAAUACAGUGUGGAUGCUGAAUACGCAGCCGACUUGAGAGACGGGCUCCAUCUGCAUCCCAGAUGUGAUAGGGACGAGACACUACCAACAGGGCUCUUGCUUACCAGCUCGCUGAACGAGUCUCAAGAGGGACGGCGCGGUCUGGGAGAAGAUCUCAGACGUAGAUCGUCUUCCUCGGACCACAACACAGCCAGCUGGGAGUCUCUCCGGGGAGAAGGGUCCUGUCCCAGCUUGGAUGGGAGGGCAUACUCCUACUCUCCUGAAAUAGGCCGCGUAAUGGGCUCUGAUGAGGAGGCAGUGAUGGCCAGCAGCAUGAGAGAUGAUGAUCUUGUCUCUUCUCCUUCACAGACUGAAACCCCUCUGCUCCACCCGCCUCCAUCAGCCAGACCGUCGCCCUCCCCCGUGAGUCAAACAAUGACGCCUCGUGGCGGGACGCGUUCGUCCUCUCUCUCGUCAGACAGCUCUUUUGAGCUUCCUACUCCCCUUCGUGGCCGUUCACAGCCAAUUGACAUCCGCCCGUCACCAGUCAGACAUGGGCUCGACAGCACAGCCAGUUCCAAUAGCUUUCGCCAUCACUCAGACUGUGACUCUGCCAUCUUACUGCCCCGAUCGCCUCCACAGAGAGUGAGGUUGCCGCCCUGUCCAGGUUGUUUCACUACAGCUGCACAUCAAAGUGAAAGUGAGCAUCAAACAGGCAUUCACCAACACACAUCUGGUCUAACAUCAGAGAAACGACAAGACUGUGCUUGUGGGAGGUCUGCAAGACUCCAUCCUCGUUCUCAUCAUCAUCAUCAUCCUCCUGCUCUGAAGAAGCAGACUGGCCUUCCUAUCCAAAACCAUCCUGCCAACAGUGACGUGAGCGUUCUCGACCUGGGGCCUAGUUUUGUCGAUGAUUACAACGACACCAGUACUACUACCUUGGGCAGGACCAAACCUACCAGAUACAGUAACCUGAGGAGGAGAAAUAUCGGCGAAGAUGGCAAUGACGAUGACACGUCUGGCGACCAGGGAGAAGAACGAAGUGGUCAUCAUCUCCACCGGUCAAACUCGUUGUCAAAUGCUUCUUCCUCAUCGUCAGAGUCAGUGUCGUCGAUAGACAACAUAUCUGUAGCCAGCAUGGGCGGAACAGCGACUCUCUUUCCUAUCGACGAGGAUCUCUACGAGUAUGCGAGCAACAAGCAUACUCACAACCACAAUCAGAACAAUAGAAGCACCCAUGGUAAUACUACUCGCAGUGGACACGGCCACAGACACAAUGACGUGACUACUACAAUCUCUUCUACUUCUACUACUGCUACAACCACAACGAAGACAAAGACAGAAACGACAAUAACAAAAGAGAAGCGAGACGAAAACAAAGUCUGGUCCACUUUUCCUUGA